AUGACAGAAACUACUAAGUACUUACUCUGGGAGUGUUCUUUUACAAGAGCAGUUUGGAUGUCAGUCCCAGGAGCAAGACAGAGUAUGACAUCAACACAAACAUCCAUAAAAGAUUGGAUCAUUAGCUGGUUUACAAUGGAUAUGACAAUUUUGGGAGAUGAUUGGAUUGAAAGAAUGACAAAUACAUGUUGGGAAAUAUGGAAAUCAAGAUGUGAAUGCGUUUUUGAUGAUUUGAAGCCAAACCCAAUAAAAGUCAUUAGAAGUCUGCAAUAUCUCAACAGUAUGACAGGCAAAGAAAUGAUAAGACCUCAUUGCCCUGUGAUUGCUAACACAAAUUGGAUGCCACCUACCUUAAACUCUUUCUCUAUAUGCUGUGAUGCUUCUUUUAAGGAAAUCUUAACUGUUAAACACACAGGCAUUAGUUUAAUAUUGCGUAAUUCUGCAGGAAACUUUGUGCGAGGAAGGAGCAGCUACUCAGAUGGAAACCUAACUGCAGAACAUGCAGAGGUGAUGGGAUUGCUGGAGGCUACUCAAUGGGCAGAAGAACUUGGACUUCAACAUGUGUGCUUUGAGUUGGAUGCGCAGAGGGUAGUUAAGGCAACAAAUGGGGACUUCCAGCAAGUCAGUUGGGAGAACCAAGCUAUUAUUUUAGAUAUUAUUAGUUUAUUUAGCAACCAUCCAUUAUGGAGUUGCAAAUUUCUUAAAAGAUAUUUCAAUAAACCAGCAGAUGAACUAGCUAAACAUGCUAGAUCAUGUAAAGCUUUAAAAAACUGGAUUGAUAAUCCCCGGUCUUUAUUAUUCCAGCUCUAG
Molecule: messenger RNA, 810 nt
Organism: Papaver somniferum (opium poppy)
Lineage: Eukaryota; Viridiplantae; Streptophyta; Magnoliopsida; Ranunculales; Papaveraceae
Exons: 1
Coding region: 1-810 (269 amino acids)
Molecular function (GO): RNA-DNA hybrid ribonuclease activity; nucleic acid binding
Source: RefSeq, a predicted model, not a curated record